CCUCCCAGGAUGCAGAGCGCCGUUGACCUCCCUGACUCCAAGAUGGCGGCGCCCAGCGGGGCUGAGGGAGCUGCUUGAGGGAGUCCGAGGGCCGUGAUUUGGCAGCAGUUUGCCAUAGUCAGCAGAGAAGGUGCUCUUCUGCUCCCUGUGCCGUAUAACUGGAGGUGCUGGAAAGGAAAGGCCCAACAUUUUCUGCGUGCAACGUCUGUGCAGAAUCCAAACCACCAUGUCUAAGCUUGCCCAAGCUAGCAAAAUGAUGAAGGGAACCGGUGGAGGUGUGAUCCGGUCAAUCAUCAGAGCUGGACAGGCCGUUCCAGGUCCACCUCUAGGACCUCUUCUUGGACAGUACGGUAUUCCCAUUGGACAGUUCUGCAAGGAUUUCAAUGAGCGGACAAAGGACUUCAUACCAGGCAUCCCGCUACCCACACGUAUUGACAUCAAGUCCGACAGGUCCUAUGAACUUCAGAUAAACAAGCCAACGACCACCUAUUUUUUACUUUCGGCAGCUGGCCUAGAAAAGGGAGCUUCAUCUCCUGGACAUGAGGUAGCCGGGAUGCUGACUCUGAAGCACCUGUAUGAAAUUGCUCUGGUGAAAUCCCAGGACACCGCAUUUGUGCUCCGUGACAUGCCACUAGAGACGGUCAUCAAGACCCUGAUUGGAAGCGCCCGAUCGUUGGGAAUCAAAGUGGUGAAAGAAUUAAACGCAGAAGAAUAUGGAGUCUUCCUGAAGGAGCGCGAAGAAAAGUUGGCGGCCGAGGCUGAAGCCAGAGCAGCUGAACGGGUAGCAAAGAAAAAGGAGAGCGUGACGGCUUCUACAGCGGCCUGAGAGGCAGACCCCUUGGAAAGGUGAUGCUCUAAACAAGGAUCUUGCCCCAUCCCCUCGUGGCAUGGGAGUUGAAGUUUGCACAGAGUCCAGCUGGCUGAAGAAGAGAAGAAAUGCUCAAAGGCAGGAGACUUCGGGUUGCCAAACUGAGUUGCUGUGUAAUUCUUGUCAGACCCUUUUAAAUUAAUCAUGGCAAACUAAAAUCUGUGUUGGUCAUUGAGAUUCCUGAGUUCUGCCUUUCAAGAGCAUAGGACAAAGCUCACAUCUGUCUGUUAAUCAGAAGAAUAAACCUGUUGGAUGUUAA
Molecule: messenger RNA, 1127 nt
Organism: Python bivittatus (Burmese python)
Lineage: Eukaryota; Metazoa; Chordata; Lepidosauria; Squamata; Pythonidae
Gene: MRPL11
Product: mitochondrial ribosomal protein L11
Biological process (GO): translation
Cellular component (GO): ribosome; mitochondrial large ribosomal subunit
Molecular function (GO): structural constituent of ribosome; large ribosomal subunit rRNA binding
Source: RefSeq, a predicted model, not a curated record